AUGGAUGAAGUUACAAGAUUAUAUCAAAUUCAAAAGACAAUCCUUCAGAUGCUACACGAUCGUGGUUAUAUGAUCACACCAGUACAGUUGGAUCAGAGUAAAGAUGAGUUCAGAAGAAACUUCAAGUCACGUGAAGAUAUGAAUUCAAUUCACACCAAGAGAGAAGAUGCCGCCGAUAAGAUCUUUAUUUUCUUCCCAAAUGAUCCUAAGGUCGGUGUAAAACCAAUUAAAGAAGUGAUUAGUACAUUGAUCAAACCAACUAAUCAUCUAUCUAUCUAUCUAUCUACUCAUAAUCAAACAAACACCUAUAGAUAUGUAAAAAGAAUGAAGGAGAUAGGAGGAACAAGAGCAAUUAUCGUAGUACAACAGGUUAUGACACCAUUUGCCAAACAAGCACUGGCCGAAUUCUCACAGAAUCGUGAGAUCGUUUUGGAGAACUUUAACGAAGCCGAACUCCUAGUAAAUAUUACACAUCACCAAUUGGUACCAAAACACAUUCUUCUCUCAAAGGAAGAGAAAUCAGAACUUUUAGCAAAAUACAAAAUGAAAGAGACUCAAUUACCACGUAUUCAAAUCAACGAUCCAGUUGCAAGAUAUUUCGGACUUCGAAGAGGACACGUAGUAAAGAUUAUUAGACCAUCAGAGACUGCUGGUAGAUAUAUUACAUACAGAAACAAAAAUGAAUCAACAGUAACAACAUCAAGCAAAGAGCUCACCGCUAUGUUUAUUACUAAAACCAUCUUGUUUGUUUUAAAUAAGAACAACAACUCCGCUUCACUCUCACCAGAAAUUGAUAUUCAAGAUACACACAAUAAUUUUCAUUUAAAUAUAACGCCAACUCAUCAAUAUCAUCACCAACAACAAUAA
Messenger RNA from Heterostelium album PN500, 867 nucleotides. RefSeq names its product Rpo5/RPB5 family RNA polymerase subunit (gene rpb5). Lineage: Eukaryota; Evosea; Eumycetozoa; Acytosteliales; Acytosteliaceae. Gene Ontology annotation, cellular component: RNA polymerase I complex; RNA polymerase II, core complex; RNA polymerase III complex. The record is from RefSeq and is a predicted model, not a curated record. The coding region runs from base 1 to 867 and encodes 288 amino acids. Gene Ontology annotation, biological process: DNA-templated transcription. The transcript has 5 exons. Gene Ontology annotation, molecular function: DNA-directed RNA polymerase activity; DNA binding.